Fomitopsis serialis is the source of this 1037-nucleotide messenger RNA. RefSeq lists its product as uncharacterized. Gene Ontology annotation, cellular component: cytosol; EKC/KEOPS complex; nucleus. Gene Ontology annotation, biological process: protein phosphorylation. The coding region runs from base 72 to 884 and encodes 270 amino acids. NCBI's taxonomy places the organism in Eukaryota, Fungi, Basidiomycota, Agaricomycetes, Polyporales, Fomitopsidaceae. The record is from RefSeq and is a predicted model, not a curated record. Gene Ontology annotation, molecular function: protein serine/threonine kinase activity; ATP binding. The transcript has 6 exons.
UCGCUCCAGCCACCAUCGCGUACUCGCAUUCAUCGCAAGUCAGAAGUUCGCCUCUUGCCGUGAGAGGCAUUAUGGAAUCACCGACCUCGCGUUUGCUGGCGACAGCUACACCCAUUUCUCAGGGCGCCGAAGCAAAAGUCUUCAAGACGUAUUUGCAUCCAUCUCAUCAGCCAUCAAGCUCGACAUCACAAUCCAAUACUCCAGAUAACAACGAGCCGAUCUUGCUGAAGUAUCGGUUUCACAAACAGUAUCGUCAUCCGACGCUCGAUACUACCUUAACAAAAGCGAGAGUGGCUGGAGAAGCGCGCGCUAUCAUCAAAUGUCUACGCCACGCUGUCAACGUACCAAGCAUCCGGAUGGUAGACGCAGCGGAAGGGGUGCUAGGUCUCGAAUGGAUUGAGGGGAAGAGCGUCAGAUUUCUGCUAGGCGGCGGAGCCGAGGGCGAGGAUGAGUACACAGAAGAGGAUGACUCUGAAGAAGAACCACAGGAAACCGAAGAAGACCCCCUGAAGGAGUUCGGUGUCUCACAAGACGAUGUCAUGCGAAUGAUCGGAGCUCAGAUAGCCAAGAUGCAUCGAGCCGACAUUGUGCAUGGCGAUCUGACUACAUCCAAUAUGAUCUUACGGCAUCCGUCCUCUACCAAGGGGCUGCAGCUCGUACUGAUUGACUUCGGGCUUGCCUUCACGUCAACGCUGGCAGAAGACAAGGCCGUUGACCUAUACGUUUUGGAGCGUGCAUUUUCUUCAACGCACCCGGCGUCCGAACUGCUCUUCACAUCUGUGCUCAAGGCGUAUCAGGAAAGUAUGGGAAAAGAAUGGCUCCCAGUAUCGAAGCGAUUGGAUGAUGUCCGUCUUCGUGGCCGCAAGCGGAGUAUGGUAGGGUAAGGGUAAAAAUUCGUAGUGAUGAUGAGCAGUUCUUAGGAUCGAUUCGAGUCGUCCUGAAUAUGGAAUAGCAGCCUGUACUGUAGUAGAUCUGGGUUAAUAGCCCAUGUUCCAACGUUAAAACGUUCAACAACUGGUCAGAGAUCCAAUCUGAAC